AUUUGUUCGUGCUCUCUGCUUGCUGUUGCUAUCGCGCUUGUAUUAUACUUGGUGAUAAAUUAAAAAAGUUACCUUUGAUUUUUUAUUAAUGAAAAUUCUUGCAAAAUAGUUAUAAUGCAGUGAUUUAAAGUAAAACUAUUAAAAUAGCAAAAACAUAUUGAACGGUUUCAAGUUUGGUUUUUAUUCUGUUUGCGAUCGCAGUUGUGUUUUAUAAAGUGGAGUCGUUACAAAAUAUUGCAAAAUGACUUCAGCACUUUAUUUGGAACAUUAUUUAGAUAGUCUUCAACAUUUGCCUAUAGAAUUACAAAGAAAUUUUAAAUUGAUGCGUGAUCUCGAUGACCGAGCUCAUGGACUAAUGAGGACAAUCGAUCUUAUGGCCGACGAAUUAUUGCCGAAUAUUCCAAAAAUGGACGACGAAACAAAAAAAGAAAAGGUGAACACAAUUCAGGGAUUAUUUAAUAAAGCAAAGGAGUAUGGGGACGAUAAAGUGCAACUCGCAAUUCAGACGUACGAGUUGGUUGAUAAGCACAUACGGCGCCUUGACUCUGACCUCGCACGCUUCGAAACUGAAAUUCAAGAGAAAGUAAUGAGCUCUCGGACCGCGCAACCUGGCACGGACCCGGAAACUAACACCACUACUGUAAAGAAGGGCAGAAAGAAGCAUAAGGCUAACGAAAAGACAGCUGCGUCUACAGGUAAGAAAAAACGUGCGGGCGCUUCGAGUGAGGAUGACGCAGUAGCGAAUGGAAGAUCGGCAGCAAAGAAGAAAGUACAGAGGAAAGGUGCGACGACUGCUACAAAUGCUGUCAAGGAACAAGAAGAAAAUGCAGACCUGGACUCCGUCGCUGGCAUGGCGCAUCCGAGUGAUGUGCUCGACAUGCCAGUAGACCCUAAUGAGCCGACCUACUGCCUCUGUCACCAAGUGUCAUACGGUGAGAUGAUAGGGUGUGACAACCCUGAUUGUCCCAUAGAGUGGUUCCAUUUUGCUUGUGUCGAUCUUAAAAUAAAGCCUAAAGGCAAAUGGUAUUGUCCUAAAUGUACACAGGAUCGGAAGAAAAAAUGAUCCACAUCUAAACCUUCCGCAAGUAAAACUGCAGAAAAGACUAUGCCUGUGAAGUCAGAGGUGAAGUGACUGCCUAAAUUAUAAUUAGUUUUAUAAAUAAGCAUAUGGAUAAUUAAGAUUUAUUUAAUUAUUUAUAGUAUUUUAUUUCACCUUCUGUGAAUUUGAAAGAAUUGUUUUAACCGUUAAUCUAAUGGAGACAAAUAUUUAGCAUUUAAUUUAACUAACAUAUUUAGUAUUUUUUGGUUGAUUAAUGUUUUAAAAUGAAAAGCAAACUGACUGAAAUGAGAGAGAAUAGUUAAUACAAUAGUUAUGACUUGUAAAUAAGAAACAAAGAAUAUAUAAAUUAAGGAGUCACAAUAUAUUUGAGAUGAAAUAAAUGAACACUUCUAAGGGAUGGUUAUAUGGUCAAGUUAUGUAAAUUUCAUCUAUCGGGAAAAGAUUUUACCUCAUUCCAGUAUAAAUGUUAAUGAAGUGCUAAACUUUGUAUAAAUAAAGUUUUUACUAUUUA
Papilio polytes (common Mormon) is the source of this 1571-nucleotide messenger RNA. It is a transcript of the gene Ing5, whose product is annotated as inhibitor of growth protein 5. Gene Ontology annotation, biological process: regulation of DNA-templated transcription. The record is from RefSeq and is a predicted model, not a curated record. Gene Ontology annotation, cellular component: nucleus. Bases 242 to 1063 code for a protein of 273 amino acids. The transcript has a single exon. NCBI's taxonomy places the organism in Eukaryota, Metazoa, Arthropoda, Insecta, Lepidoptera, Papilionidae.